Molecule: messenger RNA, 630 nt
Organism: Batrachochytrium dendrobatidis JAM81
Lineage: Eukaryota; Fungi; Chytridiomycota; Chytridiomycetes; Rhizophydiales
Exons: 1
Biological process (GO): protein phosphorylation; nuclear-transcribed mRNA catabolic process, nonsense-mediated decay
Cellular component (GO): nucleus
Molecular function (GO): protein serine/threonine kinase activity
Source: RefSeq, a predicted model, not a curated record
UGGGAAACGGUGAUCCCACAGCUUUUUUCACGGCUUCACCAUCCUGAACCCAUUGUUCGCCAAGAAAUUGCCAAUCUGCUAUGUCAUAUUGGGACAUCAUCACCACAAUUGAUCAUGUAUCCUGUUAUUUUAGGGUCGAAACCCGAGACUCAACGAUCUGAACUAGCACUUAUUGGAUACACCAAGGUGCUUUCUAUUUUACGUACUAAUAAUGCUGAAUUAGUGAGCCUUGUAACUGCCUGGGUUGACGAGCUACAGAAAAUAACCGUGUUUUGGGAAGAAUUAUGGCUGAUUGGACUCGAGCGUGUUCAGAGCGAAGUUCAAGGACGUGUGGAACGUCUUAUUAUUGAUAUACGUCGUAUCAAUUCAAACAAAUCUCUUUCAAACAUAUCCCGCAUGGAAGUUAUGAAACGCAAUGCCACCAGUGUGAUGAAGCCGAUCCUGUUUGCCAUGGACAAACUAAACGAGCAGACUGUAGCCAAUGGAGCAACUACAAGACAUGAGCAACGUUUUAUUGAGCAUUUUGGAGAGAUUAUAGAAAAUUCAUUAAAAGUUUUGCGCGAGACUGCCAAGUUUGAGGAUCCGAAAAUUUUAUUGAAUAGCUUCAAAGAGGUAUGGUCGAUGCCUUGA